UCCUACUCAAGGGGCAUCCACGGAGCUGGGUCAGCAAACUUAACACUGGUCAUCUGAGCCUGCGCCCGCCCUUCCUCCCAGGUCAGGGCGCCCCCACCCCCUGGGUUUUUCCUCCGUGGACUCCGCUUCCUUUUCCUUCUUUUCUCCCUCCUCCUUCUUCUCCUUCUUUUCCACGUGUCUUCUCCUCCCAUCCUCUUUUCUCUCCAUCCCCACCUCCCACUCCUUCCCACGCCCCAUCUCCCCGACCCCCACCACCCCGCGCCGCCCCCAACCCUGGGCCGGGCAGGUGCAAUUCCUCAGGCGGCCUACAGAGGGCGAUGUGCGCCGCCACUGGGCCGCGCCCCUCAGGCGCGCGCUUCCUGUGAGGUCAGGUGGGAGGAAACCGCCUGGAGCCGCCGGGAGUGGACGCCGCCGAGGCCCGGAGUCGCGCCUGCAGACACAGCAUCUGCUCAGCGUGGGUCACCUCUGUGAACAUCACUGACUGCAAGCCUCCCUCAAUUUCUGGUGCAGCCCAUCAGGGACCCACAGCGCCUGGGAGGAUGGUGCGGAUCUUGGCCAAUGGGGAAAUCGUGCAGGAUGACGACCCCCGAGUGAGGACCACUACCCAGCCACCAAGAGGUAGCAUUCCUCGGCAGAGCUUCUUCAACAGGGGCCAUGGUGCUCCCCCAGGGGGUCCUGGCCCCCGCCAGCAGCAGGCAGGUGCCAGGCUGGGUGCUGCUCAGUCCCCCUUCAAUGACCUCAACCGGCAGCUGGUGAACAUGGGCUUUCCACAGUGGCAUCUGGGCAACCAUGCUGUGGAGCCGGUGACCUCCAUCCUGCUCCUCUUCCUGCUCAUGAUGCUUGGUGUUCGUGGCCUCCUCCUGGUUGGCCUUGUCUACCUGGUGUCCCACCUGAGUCAGCGAUGACCUCUGAGGGCUGAUAGGGGUGGGCCUGUUGAGAGGGACUUGCUGGGCCUUGGUGUGAGAGCAGGCAUAUUUGGAGGGGAUCUGGUGGUGCCUUGAAGGUAUGAUCAGAGAGGGGACCACAGGUGUGUGUUUCCCCUUUGUGUUAAGCAUGAGGCAGAGGGAGACGUUAGUCCAGCAUUUCCAAAGUGUGGGUGGAUCCGUUGGUUCCCAAGAUACUUUUAGGUGGUAUGGGGCCUGCAUUAAGUGGCACAAAAUCAGAGCAAGAAAGCGAUGCCCUUCCCAAUUCUCUCAAUCCUUUUAUGCCGAGAAGAUCUCAGCUGGAUGCCAACAUGUUCCGAUGCCUGUGGAAGACAUGCCGACGUCUCCUCUGCCUAGGGAGCAGGACUUGGGCUUAGGGCAGGUGGGAAAAAUUCCAGACUUUUUUAGCACUGUUUUUGUUUUAAUGGUAUAUUUUUAUUGGCUACUUUAUUGUUUAGGACAAGUGGUAGUGGCAUUCUAUUUAUUGUGACCUUUUCAAUAAAUAGAUUUAAGUAAAAAUGA
Pan troglodytes (chimpanzee) is the source of this 1445-nucleotide messenger RNA. RefSeq names its product family with sequence similarity 241 member B (gene FAM241B). The coding region runs from base 540 to 905 and encodes 121 amino acids. The record is from RefSeq and is a predicted model, not a curated record. Lineage: Eukaryota; Metazoa; Chordata; Mammalia; Primates; Hominidae. The transcript has 4 exons. Gene Ontology annotation, cellular component: intracellular membrane-bounded organelle.